This is a messenger RNA of Xenia sp. Carnegie-2017, 781 nucleotides long. RefSeq lists its product as uncharacterized. The transcript has 3 exons. Lineage: Eukaryota; Metazoa; Cnidaria; Anthozoa; Malacalcyonacea; Xeniidae. The record is from RefSeq and is a predicted model, not a curated record. Bases 140 to 631 code for a protein of 163 amino acids.
AGAUGAUUAAGAUGACAAAACAAAGGAAGAGAACAGAUAAAGCUUAGCGACUCAGUAACAUUAUUCACAACUCAACAUCGCCACAUCAAGAACGGUCGGUUAAAAGAAACUACUUUCCAAUCAAGAAAAAGUCAUUAAGAUGUUCUUCAAAACUCUCUUUUUCAUUGGUUAUCUUUUGGCCACGGUCAAUGCAGGAAAAUGGAGAAUAAUAGCGUGGAACAAGUGCGUUGGGGCCAAAAACAACCAAUAUGCUGCAUUUUCAUACACAGGCCCUUCGCGGUUUAUCAUUGCUCUAAAGUUACAUCACACCACUGGAAAGAUUGGAUGUGCUCCUGGACAUAAAACCAACUGGGGCUGCGCGCCAUCACACCCAAUGAACAUUAUCAUUACAGACUCAAGAAAUCAGCGCAUAUUUCCUGCACCGUCUUUGAUUACACCAGGCGUUGGCAACUGGUAUAAACUGCCGGGAUACACCGAGAACUCGCCGAGUAUCACCUUUGCUGUCCCAGGAUAUCAAUGGUUGUAUCAUGGUCAGAUACUCAGAAUCUGGUACGGAGAAGAUCUGGCAGGAUUCACGGAACACGAUAAUCAUGGAACAACUUGUAUGAAUGUAUUCGUUUACCCUAAAUGAAAAUAAAUAUUUGCCUGUUGUAAAACUUUGCUGUUGUGAUCAGAAUAGAAUAGAAUGGAACUUAGUUUAUUAUGGCAAUUUUAAGAUGAUUGGUUUCAAAUAAUGUAAGCAUAAACGAAACGAAUAAAUGGGAUAUUGAUUCUUCUGAAA